This is a messenger RNA of Centropristis striata (black sea bass), 4174 nucleotides long. RefSeq names its product rho GTPase-activating protein 26-like. The record is from RefSeq and is a predicted model, not a curated record. The transcript is spliced from 24 exons. Gene Ontology annotation, molecular function: GTPase activator activity; protein binding. The coding region runs from base 669 to 3017 and encodes 782 amino acids. NCBI's taxonomy places the organism in Eukaryota, Metazoa, Chordata, Actinopteri, Perciformes, Serranidae. Gene Ontology annotation, biological process: signal transduction. Gene Ontology annotation, cellular component: cytoplasm.
AGUAGCUCGCCGCACGCCCGCCCCCCGAAAGGGUCAGCUCCCCAGCGCGGCCCUCUCAUUGGCCGAGCGAGCCGUCAAUCAGAGGAUUAUCCGUGUCCGGGUAGGUUGAUUACGGUCUGCAGCGCUGAGCAGAGCGGGGCUGUGGAGUAGCCGUGCAUUUAAAACCGCCCAGGGAAGACACCGCAUUUACGAGGCUAGUUUAGUGUUUUUUUGCUGCCUCCGUCCCUCCCUCCUCGCCCCGGCUUCACUCUCUGCGGUCCACAAUGAGUUGGUCGAGAGGAAUGCAGCACCGGUUUACCUGAGCAAGUGUGUUUCUGUGAAGCCCACCACUACACACUUACUCUGCUGUGACUUUUUAUUGCAUUUAAUUGGAUGCCGCGUCGGGCUGUUGCUGCCACCCUGAGAGAAAUAGGAGGACUCUUGCUUGUGUCAACUUGAGUGUUUGCCUUUAACUAAAGAAUAGGUUAUGUAGGUAGGCAUUGCUUUUGGAUACAUCUCCGCCCCGUUGUUUACAUGUUGUAAUUGGAUUUUCCAUCAUUUCAAGCAGCAGCAGCAGCAGCAGCAGUAGUAGCAGCUCAGAGUUUUCCCUCCUCCUCCUCCUCCUCUUGUUCCUCCGUCUCCUGUGUGGAGCUUUUUUUGUCGGGUCGUCCAGGUUGUGUGAGAAGAAGAUGGGACUACCUGCCCUGGAGUUCAGCGACUGCUACCUGGACAGCCCGCAGUUCAGGGACAGACUCAAGUCCCACGAGCUGGAGCUGGACAAGACCAACAAGUUCAUCAAGGAGCUGAUCAAAGACGGCAAGGCGCUCAUCCAGGCUUUAAAAAGUCUGUCAACGGCCAAGAGGAAGUUUGCCGACUCUCUCAACGAGUUUAAAUUCCAGUGUAUUGGAGACGCCGAGACGGACGAUGAGAUAUGCAUAGCCAAGUCUCUUCAGGAGUUUGCUGCGGUGCUACAGAACCUGGAGGAUGAGAGGACCCGCAUGAUCGAGAAUGCCAACGAUGUUCUGAUUAUGCCUCUGGAGCGGUUCAGAAAAGAACAGAUCAGUGCAGCAAAGGAGGCCAAGAAAAAAUAUGACAAAGAGACAGAGAAGUACUGUGCAGUGCUGGAGAAGCACCUCAGCCUGUCAGCCAGGAAGAAAGAGUCACAUCUACAUGAGGCGGACAACCAGGUAGAUAACGUUCGGCAGCACUUCUAUGAGGUUUCUCUGGAGUACGUCUUCAAGGUGCAGGAGGUCCAAGAGAGAAAGAUGUUUGACUUCGUGGAGCCUCUGUUAGCGUUCCUCCAAGGCCUGUUCACCUACUAUCACCAUGGAUAUGAGCUGGCAAAGGACUUCAACCACUUCAAGACUGAUCUCACCAUCAGCAUACAGAAUACGAGGAACCGUUUUGAGAGCACGCGGUCGGAGGUGGAGAGUCUCAUGAGGAAGAUGAAGGAGAAUCCACACGAACACAAGAGUGUCAGCCAGCACACCAUGGAGGGAUACCUGUUUGUGCAGGAGAAACGCUCUUUUGUUUCCACCUGGGUAAAGUACUACUGUACGUACCAUCGUGAGCCCAAGAGGGUCACCAUGGUCCUGUUUGACCCGAAAUCAGGAGGGAAGACGGGAGAAGAGGACAGCUUCACCUUGAAGUCGUGCACCAGGAGGAAGACAGACUCGAUAGAAAAGAGGUUCUGCUUUGACGUGGAGGCUGUGGACAGGCCGGGAGUAAUCACCAUGCAGGCUCUGUCAGAAGAGGACCGCAGGUUGUGGAUGGAGGCCAUGGAUGGGAGAGAACCGGUGUACAAUCUGAACAAAGACAACCAGGCUGAAGGCCUGGCCCAGCUGGAUGUGACUGGGUUCAACGUGAUGAAAAAGUUUAUUUAUGCAGUGGAAACUCGAGGUAUCGAUGAUCAGGGCUUGUACAGAAUCGUUGGCGUCAACUCCAGAGUCCAAAAACUACUGAGUCUUGCGAUGGAUCCUAAGACGUGUGCUGAUGUGGAGCUGGAAAACCCAGAGUGGGAGAUCAAGACUAUCACAAGUGCCAUCAAGCACUAUCUCAGAGUGCUGCCCGCACCUCUCAUGACGUACCAGUACCAGAGGAGCUUCAUCAAAGCUGCCAAGUUGGACAACCAAGAGGCCAGAGUGACAGAGAUCCAUGCCCUGGUGCACCGGCUACCGGAGAAGAACAGACAGAUGCUGGAGCUGCUGAUGAAACACCUGGCCACCGUGGCCAGUCACCACCAGCAGAACCUGAUGACCAUCGCCAAUCUGGGUGUGGUCUUCGGGCCAACUCUGCUCCGCCCACAGGAGGAGACGGUGGCAGCCAUCAUGGACAUCAAGUUCCAGAACAUUGUAGUCGAGAUCCUCAUAGAGCACCAUGAGAAGAUAUUCCGGGACGUGCCGAUUUCUGUAAGCGGCCCGACCAACUUGCAGCUCAACCUGUCUAGGAGGAGAAGCACCGAGAGCAAAGCUCCGUCCUGCAGUGAGAGGCCGCUCACGCUCUUCCACACACCAACACACUCCCAGAAAGGUGAAAAGAAGAACAGUCUGGUCAACGCUACAGUGGCUGAGCUGCAGCAGCCGGUUUCUUCCUCUGCCAACUGUAACAGCAGCAGCAGUAGCAGCAGCAGCAGCCAAGGCCGGACCCCCAGACACAGCCUGACCAGCAACGACGGAGAGCAGGACACCCGGCAGAUCCGGCCCAGCUCACUGCUGAACCCAAAGAGUCGUGGCAGCAUACCAACUAGCGCGAUGUCUCCCAGCCCCACCUCGCCACGCUCUCCCUCCUGGCCGAUGUUCUCAGCCCCGUCGAGUCCUCAGCCGGCCUCCUCCGCCUCCAGUGACUCCUCCCCUGUCAGUAUUACAGGCAGGAAGGCUCGAGCGCUGUAUGCCUGCAAGGCGGAGCAUAACUCAGAGCUGUCCUUCAUCGCCGGUACCAUCUUUGAGAAUGUUCAUGCCUCCAGGGAGCCCGGCUGGCUGGAAGGGACUCUGGAAGGCCGAACAGGGUUGAUACCAGAAAACUAUGUGGAGUUUUUAUAGUCCAGGGCCGAGAAAAAGACUUGAACUGGACAAUACUGGACUGGAGUUGACCAAACUGGACUGGAGAGGACUAUAUCUGCACAAUAUUGAACAGACUCUAUUAGAUUGUAUACUAUAAUGGACUGGACCAUUGUUGAUAAGGCCUCUUUUGUCUUGGCUGGACUGGGAAUUGAAACUGGACCAAGCAGAAACAUAGAAUGGUAUGAUGCAGGACCGAAGGAGAGACCCAAGAAUUGCACUGGAAAAAAAAAAAGAUGAGUCCCACUGUGUUUCCCAACUGUUGGAUUAGUGUGGAUGGCUUCCCAAGUCCUGGAGAAGAGAAUGUGGUAAUGAACCUGGAAUGUGUGUGAGAGAAAAGAGUGUGGAAAUCACAUGUAUAAAUGAGUUGACAUUUCUGAGCUGUAAGGUUUUCAGCCCUUGCUUUAUGACUUUAAACUGCACUGCCAUUGCUUCAGAAUCUCCUCUUUUUGUCAGCCAGAAAUAGAAGAAAUCUCCCUGUGGAUAUGAUGGAAAUGAUGACAGGGAACAAGAUAAAAAGCAAGUGGCCUUUAACUUGCGGACUUGCAAGUUCACUUCCUCACUGUGCGCUGUUUGAAUGAUUGCUAAUCCCAUUUGGGGGGACCGGAGCUUUUAAAGCCGAUUUAUAUGACUGGGUUUUAGUUGUACGGCUGUAAAUGUGUUUGUGAGCACUUGCUGUGGCGGUCUGGUAAUUCCCUAGGUCAAGACUCAACCUGGCGAAUGCUUUAGAGCUCCAGUUGAGCAGCAGGAGCCCCAGGGCAGAUCAGCACAGGAUGAGGUCGUCUUCAAAACAAUUCGUCAAAAGGUCACCGUCAGGUUUAUCCUUGUUUAUAAUGCCUCUCCCUGCAGAGCCCUCACAAAAAAAUGUAAAAUAAAAAAUUCAAACAAGCUCCACAAGCAGAUCAGCGAUUUACAAUGUAGAGUAACAACUGGUUCCUGCUGGUAAAAACAAGCCAAGCUGUGAGGCUUCGUUCGGCUUUCCCAGCUUAUUUUUUGAUUGUUGGAAAUAAUUGGAUCCAAUUUUGUAUAAUGUUGAAUUAUGUUGUAUUUUUCACAUCCCAGAGCCCCUUGUUUUUACCAUCAUGCAGAUUCAACCUUUACUGUAAAUGCUUUAAUCUUGAGCCAACAACUAAAGUAAU